This is a messenger RNA of Pomacea canaliculata, 10396 nucleotides long. RefSeq names its product interleukin-6 receptor subunit beta-like. NCBI's taxonomy places the organism in Eukaryota, Metazoa, Mollusca, Gastropoda, Architaenioglossa, Ampullariidae. Bases 1099 to 4614 code for a protein of 1171 amino acids. The transcript has 18 exons. Gene Ontology annotation, molecular function: protein binding. The record is from RefSeq and is a predicted model, not a curated record.
GUGUUGCUGCCAGCGCCACACACGCGAGGCUACAGCAGCAGCAGCACCAUGGCUUUGUGGGUAGAAGGCGCCGCCGUGCCGACUGGUGGUGGUGUUGCCAGCAGCAUGCUGUUGUCGCUGUCACACUGCGGCAAUGUCUGGAGGAGGUGUUGGUGAAGACAGAGAGGAGGUGCUCUCAUCCUGUCAGGUCUCCACCACCGUCUGGCAUACAGGCGCGUGGCACACACUGUAGCCCCGCGCAAGCCUCAGACACGCAGGCGGGAGGGAGAGCAGCAGCCAGCCAACGACUGCCUCACCCGCGGCCAAGAACUGCUGCUGCUCCUUUCAGCAGGGGACACCGUUGACGGGGGACUUUAAAAAAAAAAAAACAAGAAAAAACUCAACCGCCAGCUGUCGUACAUGUGCUGUGCGACCUGUUAGUCACGACAGACACAGCAGACGACAUCUCAGCCGGCGCUGACAACACCAGCAACUGCACAACCGCGUGGAAAGUACCAGAAAGUCAAGAGGGCAAUACUCUUAUCUCGUGAACGUGACAGUCACCCACCAUUCCUGUACAGGUCGCAGAUGACUGGACAGAGCUGUGGUGACAGAAGUUAACCGUCUCUGUUAUCAAGAACUUUCCACCCGCGCGUUGUCCGGAGGAGACAAAGAAUGUGAGGGACACCCUGGGGAUCGUCAGAUACACAUACCCGGGGUACGGGCUGUUGAGUGGGGUUUACCUUGCCGGACGAAGACAGUGAGACUACUUUGUGAUCCGGGUGUUGAUAGGUGUGUUUGCCUCACCUGGCGUGUUCUGCAUAGUUUCACCCGAGAACAAGAGAUCGAGACAAAGGAAUCGUCUUGGAAGUUUCUAGACCUUAUCUGGGAGUAUCGACAGUAGCCUGGUAAACGGCGAGGAGCUGCUGGUUGCUGCGCUUUCUGUCCACCCCCUGACCUCAGCAUUCUCUACGACGUGAAGACGUAGUCAGGAAAUGAACCAGCAUCCUCCUGUCCGAACAGCUGGGCGACUUUCUCGCUAGGCUGCCUGCUGGUCACGAGGAUCCUACGAUGUGAGCGCGUGUUGGUCACGUGCAGACGGCAAGGGAAAGGCGCAGGAUGCGGCCAAGGGAGAUCCCUCAUCAUCUGAGCUUCGUGACAGCCUGCCUGCUGGCCUGUUGCCUGCCGGUGAUUGGACAGUCCUCCCCCAACUCGUACGGAGUUCUGCGGCCGGACGACCCUCGUCCAUUCGUGGGCGAUAACCUGACCUUGUUCUGCAAUCUGACCAAGAGGGACGUAGUGGAGAACUCCACGCGGCUCUUCUUCCGCCGCGAUGGCGAGCUGGUUCCGGCCAAUUACGUCGACAUCAUCAAUUCACGUACCAUUCGCCUCCGCUACCCCAUUCGGCAGCCCCAGGAUGAGGGGCUCUUCACAUGCAUCCUGAAUCGCACGCAUGGGGAACAGCAGUUCAUCGGCUCCCAGCGGGUGCUGGCCGACUACCGCCCCGUCAAGGUGGAGAACAUCGACUGCAUCGUCAACAACUGGGAGAACAUGACAUGUACGUGGGAUCUCGGGCGAAACUUCAACCACCUGGACAAAGUCAACGUCACUCUUGUCUGGACCAUCAGCUUGCAUCCCAAAUCAGCUUCUUCUGGGGAACAGCGUGACUGUCCAAUUCAGACCAAAACAUCGUGUACUUGGACUCGUGGUCCGAAAGGAUUCCGGCAAGGUGCUUUGUACUACAUGUCUGUGGAGGUCAUGAGCUACUUGGAUCCCACACAGCUCGUAACGGCGAGCUCCAGUGUUGUGAUAAUAAAUACCAGUAAUAUUGUGAAGCCUGCUCCUGUCGCAAACCUAUCCAGCAAGGCUCGGAACGCCACCUGCCUUCUGCUUACCUGGUCUCAUCCGUCGGUUUACUCCAAAGUGGCGGUGGUCGAGUACCAGUCGGAGUGGCAGUGGGGUGUGUGGAACCAGGUGAAUGUGACAGAAGAGGACGAAAAGCCCGAAGAGGUCCUCUUGUGUGGUCUGACUCCAUUUACCGAGUACACCGUGAGAGUGGCCGUGUGGCCCAGGACCCCCGGCAAGUCCAUGUACCAGAGUGACUGGCAGUACAAGAUCGAACGCACUGGUCAGGCGGUGCCGGAAGUGGCCCCCGAGAUGUGUGUCGGCUGCUUCACAAACCUGUCGUGCGAUGUCGAUGACUGUCGUCACGUGAUCGUCUAUUGGCAGCCCAUCCCACAGCCGCUUCGCUACAGCAUCGUUGGCAGCUACCACUUGCGGGUCCUUGACGGAGACCAGGUGGUGGACAUCUACAACACCACAGGAGCAGACACGUCGUGUUUCCUCCGCCUGUCAGCAGCGCGCGCCUACACCGUGCAGCUGUUUGCCGUGACAGAGCUAGGACAGCUGUCGCUGUCGCACUCCGCCAUUCGUCUCAACCCUCUGUCGGACACGCCGGCUCCCCCUCGGUUCUUUGUGGUGGAAGUAGACUCGGACACGUCAGCACAGGGCACGAGCAAGCUCUAUCUCAGCUGGUCACGUGAGAGAGACACGGCCAAUUACAGCGUCUUCUGGUGCCGUGGUUCCAAAAUGAAGUUCAAGUGUGAUAUUGAGGACUACAUCCAUUCACAAAGUCUAACUUCGUCCUCUGCCAGCUACACACUUAGCCUGGAUUCCAAAGGAGACGAACCGGACAGCUUCCUGGUUGGUUUGUCACGCCAGGCCAUAGGACAAGAUGGCAGCAUUGCAAGCAGUGGUAUUCAGUGGAGCAGAUGCUUCUACCAGAGAAAUAUGAAGCCACCUCGUGUGCGUCAAGUUAAAGUAGGUACAGUGAGACAGGAGGCCAGUCUGCAGGUCAGCUGGGACCUUUUGGAGUGUCCAUACUCCAGUAGCUACGUCAACAAUUACACCAUCGUCUACUGCAACACCACGAACCACAACCACAACAUCUGCGAAGGGCCCUCCAGGAACGUUACGGUCGAGUGGGGCACGUCAUCCUACGUUCUGAAGGAUUUGAACCCUGGGGCCUACGUACGCGUGGAGGUGGCAGCGGGCUCGUGGUGGGGUCAAGGUCCUCUGAGCUCGCCCGUCUACUUCCCCGUUCCCGCGCCACAGCAAGCUGAAGAACCCACAAACUUCUCCAUCAUUGGAGUUGUCAUCGGUGUCAUCGUGUUGCUCGUUAUGAUCCUGGUGUGCAUCUGCAAACUGAGAGGGAAAUACAGAAAAGGUUUGGAAAAGUUUGGCACAACAAGAGAUUCGUCACCUGCACCGCAAACGCAAAAGCCGUCUUCAGAUCAGAGUCACCCCAUGAAAGACCGCCCCCUGCCUAAGCUUCCGUUACCUCCAGUUGGCGCCACAGCCACAGAAACCGGAACCUCGACCCUGGCGGAGAGUUCUCGUGGCGUUGGUCGACGCGUGCGUAGCGGCAAGCACGAGAGCAUCACGUCGGAAACGUCACUGCUGGGGCACGAGGAACGCAGUCUGGAGCAUGACGACGGCAGGCGGCGCCACCGCUCGGGGGCCAGUGCUACGUCAGAGAAAAGCAAGCUGCUGCCAGGGGAUUCCCCCGCCCGCGACACCCUCCUGACGUCACGCGGCUGCCCGGAGCUCGGCGCCGAGGCCCGCUACUCCGGCGACCACGACUAUGCGUCGGUGGAGUCCGGCGGCGGCGGCAGUAGUAGUAGCAGCAGCAGCAGCAGUAGCAGCGGCUCCGACAGCGCGCAGGCCAGCGGCGGCUCUGAUGUCGGCGUCACAGACUUGCAGCGGUACCUGAAGUACCCCACCAUUCCAGGCCAGCACGGCUGUCAGCCGGAGCGGCCAGAGUCCGGGCACAGCGAAGACGAUGAUGACGACGACGACAGUUCAACGUCGGCCUCCUCUCCCUUUACCCGUCACGACUUGGAGAGAAGAAACAGGGCGCACGAGCGCACGAGGAAACUGUCCUACCCAACAUCACUUCCUCCACCCCGACCACCGGGCUACAGGCAGGGUGCGCGCGCCACACCGUCAGAACACCUUACUCUUCCACGUGCUCAGCAUGCCACUCGAGUGAACGAAGACAGACAGCCCCUGAUGUCGACGUUCGGGCGUCUUCUCAAGCCCAUGCCAGCGGAAGCUUUGCCUGGCCUAACCACGACCUUGGGGUCAGACAGAACGUUGCCGCUGGGAGCAACCGAAAAGCAAGGGGACUGGCUGGAUGCAGACCGCACGGCUCACGAGACUAACCCUGGACAGAUAGACUACUGCAGGGUGGACGCACCCUCGGCGGGUCACAUGGGGGUCACCCAGUCGUCUGCACUCGGCCUUCACGCCUUAACAGGAGCGGCAGCUUCCUCGGCUGCAGGUACCAAGGCGGCCUGGAUCGCCGCCAAGCCUGCACCCGCUGCUAAACUACCUGGCAAAGCAAACACAGCAGGCAUCAACGGGGUCGUCGGGACUAGCGCUGUUGGUGGUGCCGACGUCGGGAGCGGUGAGGGGGAGUCGAUCUAUUCGCCUCCGUGGGACAGCAAAGGCCUUGCGCCCUUUGUGGCGGCGGGUGACAACCGGCCAUUGAGCGAGUACAUGCUACAACUGCCCAGCCACUUCUUCACCGAUAACUCGCAGCGGGGUCAGCAAGGGCCCACUACCGAGCUGUGACUAGUCCCACGUCCGGCGACUAGACUGGAGACAGCUACGCCCCUUUCUUGACCCUUUUAUUUUUUCGGGUGAAGUGAAGGACGAAGAAGACGGAUUCUCGAGGAGGAAGCGGUUUAGAAGAUGAGUCGUUGUAAGAGGCAGGCUGUCGUCUGCGACCGUUCACAGGCUUGUCAUUUACUGAGGUGUUUCAGUGAUACUGGCAUCGAACCUUCAACCUUUGCUUUCAAACUGGUUGAGUUAUGGAUCUCGGCUGCUGGCAUGGUUACUUGUCUUGAUAAAGAGCAUGUCACUGGCGUAGACAAUCACACGACAUCUUGACAUCUCCAGAGUUAUUGACGGGGACCUUUGAGUUGGGCACAAGGCUUCGCACCUAGGCCCCAGAAUGUACAUAAGAGAGCAAUCCCUCGCAACUCCUCGGUCCACUUUGCCGGUUUUUGUAAGCCUCAGGUACAUGACUUUGUUGCCUAGCAACGGGUGUCUUAACCAGGCCACUCACUGGAUUGAAAGCUUACAUGGCAUCUGCCGUUACCAAACGUGCAGAGCUGUCAGUUGUCAUUGUCACGUGGUUACAUCGUGACAUGGUUACACGUUUUUCUUUCGACUGUGAUCUUUGCAUUCAGGUGACUGCGCAAUUUCUGUGCUGGACGCCAUAGUGCAGACCUUUGUGAAAGUUUUGAAAAUGUUUUCCUCUCUUCAACGUCUUUAGCGAGAUGUGUGCUACAACUAUACUGUCGGGCAAUGGUUUGUUAGCUAGGAUUUCUCUCAGAGACCAAGGAUGGAUGGGUCAGCCAUGCUUGUACUUCCUACCUGCAUGAGCGACAGCAGGCGAGAGUGAUGUGUACUGCAAGGUGACGUGUCACGUGUAGACUCUAACAACUGUAGCUCUGUUCGAUGCACAUUGAUGUAAAUUAAGGAAACACGUUUCGUGAAGCGGCACCUGACCAUACAAACAGGGGUUGGUUCCAGCAACACUGGAUUGCCAUCUUGGACAGGCGUUUACAGGGCGAAACCACAUUCUGUGCUUUAUACUUUGUGGCGAGACCGCUUGGUCAUCCCUAGCCCCUAGCAACUGUCGUUAUCCACCGAACAGACAUGCACUUUACAGCAAGCGCUGCUCUUUCCUACACAGUUGUAAAUGCAAAUGUGAAUGAUGUACAAUCCAUUUUUCGCUUGCUGAUGUCAACAUUGGUGUCAGAAGUAUGCGUUAAUCAUUUAAUUUUUUUUCAAGUUUUAUACAACCGUCAUUCCAGUGUUUUUACAAGUUUUUGAAGAUCUUCUCUUUCUCCCUCUUUUGCACACACACACACACUGUAGCCAUGUCAAAAGACGAUAAUUUUGUGGAAGCGUUUAUUGUACUGUUAUCAGCCACAUCGUCGUGAGACAUGGCAGCGCACAACCAUCAACAGCAGUCUGCCCGCUUCACGACUUGGGUCUAGCUGGUCUGGCUUCGACAGAAGCUGGAUGAACACCACAGUCCCGUCUUCCUGUAUAGUUCGUAGACUCUCACCUGCCACUGUGGGGGCGGGGAACUGCAUACCCCCCUACCCACCUCCCCAUCUCUUCCGAUUGCCGUUAACCUCCAGUCUGGUGACGUCGUGUCUCUGUCAGGUUCCUGCCCUUGACCCUGCCCACGGUGCUGGUCGAAGACGUGGCGGGGUGGCGCUCAGUCGCCUAGAAGUAAUCUUCCUGUAAGUGUCGAAGUCAGAUCGCAAAACUCUUGAGAAAAGUUUUGAGUGUUAACUUCCGCUGUACCGGAACUUAAGCCGAGUGGGAAUGGGAUCGUCUUCUCUUAGUGUUGUCUGUAGUCACGUAGGUCAGGUUUCGUGGUGUGAGGUAAGCUAGUUUAUCAAGGAAGGAUAACAGUGGCCUAGUGUCCUCUCUAAUAUUUUUUAAAAUAGUCAAGGUAAAAGACGGUAUUUGAGACACGUGACCCGUCUAGUUAUGAGCAUUUACAAUUAUCCUGAUAGUUUGGUCCCUCAUCUUGUACUAACAUUACCUUCGUGCUAAGGGAAGCAUCCUCUCUCCCGACUCAUCACACAUAAUCUCUGUUUUGUGUAAAUAUUGUGUAAAAUCUUUGAAAUGGGUGCAAAGGUUGCAAUAUUAUAGUUUCACGUUGAACUUUAAUAAUUAUCUGCUAUUUAGUUAAAAGAUAAGUGCAAGAUGUUACAAGGCGACUUUAUUCAGAAGCCAGUCUUGACUACGGAGACUAUAGACAAAGGCGCCAUUUUCUGUGUAGGUGUGAUGUGGUUAGAGCGGAGUCUUAUUAACAUUGACAGGAAGGCGCCUGCCAUCUUAAAAAGUGAACCGUGGGUUGCCAUAGAGACAGUGGACUCGCUGCAAAUAGGAGGAGUUCGCGACAUUGCAGAGCACGCUAAGGUCAGCAGUCACAGCCACGCGCAUUCUGGAUUGAGCGCGACCUUCCGACAGGCGGCGUCCCUGUGGAAUUUAAUUACACUCCUACCACCCUUUAAUGUCUUCUUGCGCAUGCGCGUGUGACCUCCUGCGUUUUUGUAUCCGGACGACACUAAUAUUUUUUAUGUGGGCAACAUCUGAACUCAGUCUGUAGUGGAGUGAAGGUGGAGGGCUUUGGCAUGUGAGACGUUAGCGCGAGAUCUCAGUCAGGUGUACGAGAGUCUGGUGAGAGUAGGACCGCCGGACACAAAACGCUCUUACAAGCUCAAGUUUUCUCCAGAAUGUAUAUUUAUAUAUCUGUAGGAGUAUGAACUUGCUAUUGCAGUUUGCUGGCUUGUAGACACACUCGACCUAGGAGCAUCAGGCGAAGAGUCCGACAGAUACUUGGGUCUGAAAUAACUGAUGAAGUAGCAUGAGUUCAGUCUGAAGGUGUUCGAGAGGAAAAAGGAAUCUUAUUAUUGAAAGUGACUUUGCCCUAAGGGUUUCUAACAUGAGAAAUAAUAUAAAUGGUAGAUUGGGAAUAUCUGGAACAUAAAUACUGUGAAUGCAUGGGGAUAAGGUGGCUGUUGUCGGGGUUAGAACGUGGAAGCCAUAUUGUGAGAGAAUGUGUCAGUGAGCAGUUUGUGAAGGGAGCUUACGCUAAAAUAUUUCUCGGUGACGACUGGCAGAGGGGCCCAGAGAAAUCAUUCGCAUUGAAAUGUAAUCAGAUUUGAACAAUUUUCCAGCCAGUGUAGGCUGGCAUUGAUACUUUUUAAACUACACUUUUAAAUAUCAUAUUUAACAAAAUGUAAUGUCGAAAUUUUAAUAUUGGUGUAUCGCACUAAACCAUUUUAAACUACUUUAAGGAUUUUGCUACUUCUGCUCCCUCACAGUUUUAACAGGUAUUUUCUUGUAAGAUGUACCAACCAACAUCAGACACUUAUCACAAAAAUGUCAUUCAGCAUGUAGUUGACCCUCUCCGACUUGAUGUGCGGGUGGUAGUCCGUUGUACCCUUACGAUGUGGGAUCCCAGCUGGACAGGACCGUGGAGUUUAUCACGAGAUAUCAGCGAGAACAAUGGCGCGUUGGAAAUCGUUUGCCAGUCGCCUGUGACAUAAAAAGCAAUUUGUCCUUAUUAAGCAAAUGACAUUUGUGGCAACACCGGCCUCCCAUAUGUCGAUGAUAAUCGGGUUAUCACGGCUGCAGACUGCAGCCUGGUUCUGGGCGUGUCCGAGUGGAUGUGUGGUGGCAGCCCCAGAUUAACAUGUUUCCCUCAUGUCCCGCUCAUAGGUCUGUGCGUGGCACGCAGUUGUGACAAAGCAGGCUUCGCUAUGAGACAGGACAGUGGGAAAUCGCUGGGCAGACUUGGGGAAGGGUGGGACGACUACAGAAUCCAACAAGACAGGAUGUGCGACAGCCAUGAAGCUUAGCGCUCGGUUAUAAACUCGACAAAUCACGUUAACCUGAGUGUGAUGCGAUGCAAGGGUAUAAAUGGUAGACAAAACACCUACAUUAGUAUGGGACUUGGGAGAUAAAUCUCAACCUUGUGUGGAAUGAAAGUGGAGGCCAGUGAAAUGUUGAGAUUCACUCCGCCGACACCUAAUUAUAACGGGAAGAUUUUUCACAACUAUAUAAUUAACACUUGACUAGACAUGUCAACACACGCUUAGAAGUAAACUAUUCUUCACACACUUACAAAAAAUUUGCUUAAAUUGAAGCCAAAAGAGUUAACUUUUUGUUUUCCUUUUAGAAAGCUCCAAGACUAAGAUGGAUGUAUUCUUCUUUCUCUGAAUUCAUCUGUUUUUCAGCUCGAUAUUGGGUAACGUUUAUAUCAGUGUCUUCGCCAUGAGUAUGAGUCGUUACCCACACUAUAAGUAACAAUGACUGUUAAAAGGUGUACAAUUUUUACCUUGGCAGUCAAUUAUGAAACAUCUUCACCUGUAAAUAAUGAAAGUUACAGUCACGAAACCAGUAAAUUCUGUUCCUCGUGCUCUUUCUUCUAGAACUGUGUGAUGUAUUUUUUGGCAGGUGUUAAUACUACUAAACAUCAUUAGUCAGCGGUGUGGACAUAGCGUUUCACCUGUUUACAAACAGGCAGGUGGUAAAAUAUGUCAAAAUGAAAUCGUUCUUUUCAUGGUGAAACCUGUUUUGACAAGAUUGUAUUAAUCGACGGAAGUGCGCUGACGGAUCUGGACACCAAGAAGCAUCGUAGAUGCACAAAGGAAGAGAAAGAGGAAGCGAAUGACUGUUGAGGGCCUUAGAACUAUUAAAGACCCUUGUUGGCUUCAUGUGUUGAUGGACAGAACUUCAUUGAACUGUGCAGCCGUCACCGGCAAGUUGGGAAUAACUAAGGUAUGGGAGGGCGUGAGCUGUGUGCAGUGGUGGUCUCUCUCUCUCUGGCUGUCGGCGCAAGGAAGGAAGUACAGCUGUGGAGCUGUGACGCAAACACUGCUUUGCACAUCACGUGGUGUAUUAGUCUGCAGUUUCUUGUUAAGCUUCACUUUAAAAAUGUGUUCCGUGGCUAUGUAAAUUUUGUGAUAAAGCUGUGAAGUAUCUGUAACAAGCGAAGUAACCCAUCAAAGCGAGGUGUCACUGCAGGCAUGUCUUUGUGUUGUGGUUGUGACGCAUCUGUCUUACAAAUUAAGGUUGUGAUCUGUUUUGAGCUGGUUUCUACCCGUCACUUUUGGCGACUAACUAAUCCAGAGAAUACUUCACUUUGUUUUCUGCUGACAGGUGGCGGCAGAUCACGUUGUCCUGUAGUGACAGGCGCUGAUGUAGUAGUUCCUGUAGUUGACUGGGCCGGGGACGAGUUAGUUUACACAUACAUUCAAAAAAUUAGUCUUAAGUAGCCCUCGGCAUGUUUUUCAUAGAGAAAUACCUCUUUCAUCAAGCCUUCAUAUUGACGAGCGCACACGCAACACCACGAGCACACGCUGCAAACAUAACAUAAACUGGACGCGCCAUGACCCCAUGACCUAUUCAUGUAGACCUGAUACAUCAGCUUUGUAGACCUAUAUAUCCUCCACUGGCGGUGGUCAGUGUCUUGUUGACUUGUUCGCCUUUUUAUAUUUUCCAUUCAGUAUCGACACUUUUGUACGGUUGUUGACAUCAUGUUUUUUUCCUGGUCCAGCUUUGUUAAUUAUAUUCCGUUGGUUUUGAUGACAUUUUAUACUGUAAAUUCCUUUUUUUUAAAUUACGUGUAAAUCUCCAUGGGCAUGAACAUGUUGCCAUUGUUUUAGUGAUGACAGACUGCAGUUGGCUCUGUCCGUGAGCGUUGGCCGCUUAUCCAUUUGUGUGCUGUGCCAGAGCAGAACGAGGCUGUGAGGGUGAUCGCAACUCAUUAUUAUUGUUCAACACGAGUCUGCGAAGUAAAGUCAUUUCAUGUCUGCAA